CUCUCUCCCAUUCAUAUUUCCUCAUCUCUCUAACAUCUCUCUCUCUAUAGCUUCCCUUCUCUCUCAAUUCUUCUCUAAUGGCCACUAUUGAGGUUGAAUCAGCAGCUACACCUUUGCCGGAGGUGGUGAAGGCAGAGGCUGAGGAGUUUGCAGCACCCGCCAAGGCUGAGGACGAUGCCGAACCAGAGGCUGAGACUGAGGAGGCUGCAGCACCCGCCAAAGCCGAGGACGAUGCCGAACCCGAGGCUGAGGAGGCUGCAGCACCCGCCAAGGCCGAGGAUGAUGCCGAACNACCCGAGGCGGAGGAGGCUGCAGCACCCGCCAAGGCCGAGGACGAUGCCGAGCCAGAGGCUGAGCCUGAGGAGGCUGCAGCACCCGCCAAGGCCGAGGACGAUGCUGAGCCAGAGGCUGAGCCUGAGGAGGCUGCAGCACCCGCCAAGGCCGAGGACGAUGCUGAGCCAGAGGCUGAGCCUGAGGAGGCUGCAGCACCCGCCAAGGCUGAGGACGAUGCCGAGCCAGAGGCUGAGACUGAGGAGGCUGCAGCACCCGCCAAAGCCGAGGACGAUGCCGAACCCGAGGCUGAGGAGGCUGCAGCACCCGCCAAGGCCGAGGAUGAUGCCGAACCCAAGGCUGAGCCUGAGGAGGCUGCAGCACCUGCCAAGGCCGAGGACGAUGCCGAACCCGAGGCUGCAGCACCGGCCAAGGCUGAGGACGAUGCCGAACCCGAGGCUGCAGCACCGGCCAAGGCCGAGGACGACGCCGAACCAGAGGCGGAGAAAGAGGUACCCUUUGAAGAAAAGGAAGCAGCAUAAUAGAGAUGAGAUGGAAAAGGGCAUUAUUGGAGAAUGUAUGAUCUCAGCUUUGUGCAUGAGUCAACUAGUUUAAUUUAUGUGCUGUUUUUUUUUUUUUUUUUUUUUUUUU
This is a messenger RNA of Cucurbita pepo subsp. pepo (vegetable marrow), 921 nucleotides long. RefSeq lists its product as uncharacterized. The record is from RefSeq and is a predicted model, not a curated record. NCBI's taxonomy places the organism in Eukaryota, Viridiplantae, Streptophyta, Magnoliopsida, Cucurbitales, Cucurbitaceae.